Molecule: messenger RNA, 192 nt
Organism: Funneliformis geosporum
Lineage: Eukaryota; Fungi; Glomeromycota; Glomeromycetes; Glomerales; Glomeraceae
Source: the annotation of a GenBank genome assembly
AUGCCCAAAAAGUAUAGGAGGAAUUCAGUUGGUGAUUACAAUUAUAUCUAUUUUAAAACAGAUGUACUUAGUUUUGUAAAUGUCUGGACAGAGUUUCAAAAAAUGUCUAUGGAAUACUAUGAGCUUGAUUUCAGUCACUAUGUUUCUGCCCUAUCACAAUCCUGGGAUGCUCAACUUAAAAUGACAGAAUGA